Molecule: messenger RNA, 255 nt
Organism: Penicillium robsamsonii
Lineage: Eukaryota; Fungi; Ascomycota; Eurotiomycetes; Eurotiales; Aspergillaceae
Exons: 2
Coding region: 1-255 (84 amino acids)
Source: RefSeq, a predicted model, not a curated record
AUGGUUCGCGGCGCAGACUACGACAACGGUGUCCCCCAGAGCGAUAACCCAAUCGAGAACGGUCCCAACAAGGCCCACGGAAUCGGUAAUGAGCCCGCAGACUUGAGCCGCUCCCACAAGGCCGCUCCCAUGCCUGAACAGACUGGCUCUGGCCGUGACGUCCACCCUGGAUUGCCGACCGCUGGAUCGGAGCAUCCCCACGGUGGUGCUGCGAGGCCUGUUUCUCUUGAUGAGAAGAACACUGCUGGGAAAUGA